This is a messenger RNA of Exophiala viscosa, 2859 nucleotides long. RefSeq names its product CDK inhibitor PHO81. Gene Ontology annotation, cellular component: ciliary inversin compartment. The transcript has 6 exons. Gene Ontology annotation, molecular function: protein binding; phosphoric diester hydrolase activity. The record is from RefSeq and is a predicted model, not a curated record. Gene Ontology annotation, biological process: protein localization to ciliary inversin compartment; lipid metabolic process. Bases 1 to 2859 code for a protein of 952 amino acids. NCBI's taxonomy places the organism in Eukaryota, Fungi, Ascomycota, Eurotiomycetes, Chaetothyriales, Herpotrichiellaceae.
AUGUGCUUAAACCUACUCAAAGUCAAUGUUUUUUACCUGCAAAAAGAGGCAGAGUUCUCUCUACGUCUUAAGACGUUGCUAGACAAGAAGCGCGUCAUCCAAGCUAGAGGUGCUGCAAACUCAAGAUCAUCUGCAAGUUUCGCAACUUUGGUCGAGGGCUUCCAGCAAUUCGAUAAUGACCUCAAUAAGCUACAACAAUUCGUCGAAGUCAACGAGACUGCGAUCUCGAAAAUCCUGAAAAAGUGGGACAAGACAUCAAAGUCACGAACAAAAGAAAUCUAUCUACAAAGGGCCGUCGAACUUCAACCAUGUUUCAACCGAGAUGUACUUCGAGACUUGGCGGAUCGAGCCACAACCGCGAGACUCGAUCUGGAAGCUUGGGCGGAAGGCGAAAACAUACAAUAUGACGCCAAACCAGCAGAUCGCACGAUCGGCCAGCGCGUGGGCACUGAAGACAGUGACAUCGAUCUUCAAAUCCUCCAAGCAUCUGCUGCUGGCAACAUCGCCGCCAUUCGAGAAUGGAUUGCAAGACUGGGUUCGGCGCCAAAUGCCGGCGAACGAUUCACUAGGAUAUUUCUCGCCACAAUCAGCGAAGCGCCUGAUGAGUCUCUACACAUGUUCUUGAGUUCGGGCUUGGUCGACAUUCAUGCUGAAGACGACAUCAAUGAACGCAACUGCUUGCAUGAAGCUACUAUAUACGGCAAGGACAGCGUACUCGACUAUGGUCUCAGCCACGGUGUUGACCUUACUCGCCUGGAUGUAUAUGGUAGGGUACCCCUCCAUUACGCCUGUCUCCGAGGAAGGUUGGCUAUGGUAGAGAAAUUGCUGGCGAGUGGGCCUAACACUAUCGACAUGAAAGAUCACGACAACUUUACUCCUUUAAUUCACAGCAUCGUCCGGCACCGCAUUGAGUGCGUUCGUCUUUUACUUGCGAGCAACGCGGGUAUUGAUCCGCAAUCCGAGGCCGAUCAUAUCCCAUUGAACUUGGCUUGCCAGCAUGAGUCUAUGGAAGUCGCCGCCAUGCUGCUGGAAAGAAAUGCCAAGCUGCUUCCCGAUGCAGAAGGGCUCUUUCCUCAACAUCUUGUGGCUCGGUCGAGUCAAAAGCCCGAUCUGUUAUUGCUACUCCGGCAGCAUGGGGCGGAUCUCAAUCAACGCGACAAGUUGUAUCAAUGGACACCUCUAUUCCAUGCAGCAAGUGAAGGCCGAGUCGAGUGUCUACGUGCGCUUCUAGAAAAUGGGGCUGAUCCUGAAGCACUUGAUGAGAAAGGUCUUACAGCCAUGUAUUAUGCUACCUGGGAAGGCCACCUCGAGUGUAUGGACUUGCUAUGGGAGCGAAGCAGCUAUCGUCGCGCCGAAAGAAGGACAUCCAGAAUCGGAGCUGUCGUCCCUCCUCACAACCAGAUGAAUGCCAUGGAAAUCACGCCAGAAGAACCUAUGGCGGCCGAAGGUGAUGGGAUACCAGAUCUGUCAUUGCCACCACCUAUCAUACCUUUACGAAGAUAUGGACACAACUUCCUUGACAACAAAACAUUCAUCGCCAUCAAUUUUGAGCCUGGUUCGAAGGCUAUUCACUUUUUCAACGAAGCGAGGUAUCCUGCUGCACGUUUGACCAUCUCUUCCAAGACCUCAGACCUCAUUCCUCGCAACUUGAUGUUGCCUAUCCAGGAAGAUUCUAGGUCUGUGUAUUUCCAGGUCGAAAAUCUCAGCACUUUUGCUGUGGAUUUCGAGAUCUUCCCAACCUUUGGUUCGAAAGUCAUCGCCAAAUCCGUCGCCCUACCAGAUUUGUUCCGAGCGAUCGAGAGCAGUAGUGGCACUUGUUGCCUACCACUUUUCGACCCAAGAUUGCGGUCGGUUGGUCAAAUACAAUUCAGCUUCCAGGUCAUCAAACCCUACAAGGGGACUCCUCUGGAAAUUACACAAUUUGCGACGUACUGGAAGGCUACCAGUGCAUUGGACGACCACUCCGGUCUGGUCACAGGGUCAAGUCUGUCAGGUGACUAUCUUAGACUGACUGUGCAACUCACUCGCGACGGAAUCCCGGUCAUCUACCCAUCCUACUUUAUUACCUACAACAAUCUGGACGUCUCACUCUGCCAACUUCGAUUCGAUGUGCUUGCCAACCUCGGACUUGCCACCUCACUACUGGACAACAACGGAAGGUCAUCUUUGGAGAGCGAUGAUAUAAUGCAAUGGCGGAAUCGUCUUUCUGGCUCCGUCAUAGCCCUUCGGGAUGUCUUGCUUGCAAUGCCAGCUCAUAUCAACCUCAAUCUGCACAUACUAUACCCAACAAGCUCGGAAGACAUUGGUCUAGGCGUCUAUUCCAACAUCGAUAUCAAUACAUUCGCAGACAGAAUAUUGACUGAAGUCUUCGACGAUGCGCGAAGGCUGAAAGCUGCGCAUGAUCAAUCUCGCUCGAUCGCUUUCUCGUCCUUCAAUGUCAACAUCUGCACAGCGCUGAACUGGAAGCAGCCAAACUUCCCCGUGCUCCUAUGUAAUGACCUUGGUACGUUACAUGGCACACAACUUGGCGGCCAGCACGGCUCUGGCCCAACUACGUCCUUCAAAGCAUCUUUCGAAAGAGCAACCUCUAUCAAGGAGGCCGCUCGACUUGCGCAGAUGAACAAUUUCAUGGGUCUGACGUGUCCAUCUCGCAUUCUCCAAAUGGUUCCGGCACUCACAGAGACCCUCAAGCAGGCUGGCCUGGUCCUAGUCUCCGACGCGUCCACUGAUGAUGGUGGUGCACAGUCACAACAAGCACCCGGCUCAACGACAGCUGGUUGGGCCAUGAUGCCGGACGGUGUCAAUGGUAUCAUGAAGGACAAUGGCAUUUUGAGAUUUAAUGAGACGGUGGACAUGUGA